GACGUCUACAGGUAGCUUUUGAUCCUUAAGAGCGCACCAGCUUUCACGAGCGACUUAUAAGUUAGUGAGACAAGAAUAACCUAUUCUGAAACCGUGCUGCCUCUCCGAAAGGAUCCGGUUUUUAUCGAGAUACUUAAACAGCUCCUUCCGAAUAAUCUUUUCUAUGAUUUUAACAACCACACUAGUUAGGCUAACGGGGCGGUAGUUCUCAGGUUUGUGUUUCGUACCUGUUUUGAAGACAGGACUUACUAUGGCGUUUUUCCAGUCUUUUGGUAAACGACCCUGCGUAACGGAUAGGUUAAAGCAUGUACUUAAAGGGCUUGCAACGAAGUUAGAUAAUUCCUUCAGUAGCCUAGGAUGUAAUUCAUCGGGCCCCGUGGAUUUACCUAUGUCAACCUUAUUUAGCAGACCACAGACAUCGAGUUCUUUAAUGGUCACGCUAUCCAGUGUAUGUAUGGGGGGAUCUGUAUACGCUGACGGGAAGGGCGCUUCUAUGGUAUACACGUUGCUAAAGUAGUUCGAGAACACUUGAGCCUUACCAAAGUCAUCCUCCACUAAUGAUGAAGCAGCACUGUCUCCCCACAGUACAGGAAUAUUUUCUCUUCUCUUUGUCCUUUGGUUUAUAUAGGAAUACAAGCGUUUAGGACAUUCUAUGGAUUCCUUAACAAGUUUUCCUUCGUACAAUUUUCUAGACUUACGGAGGGUCGAGGCGCAAGUAUUCCGAGCCUUUCGAUACUGAGAUUUUGACUCAUCAGUCCCCGGUAACCUAAAUCUAUCCCACAUUUUCCUUUUCUUACGGAGAAGGAUACGAACCUCCUUACUAAGUCAUGGUGGUGAGUUUUUCGGCCCCUUUGGUAUAGUCCAAGGGAUGUGAGGUGUGGUAACUUCUAAGUAUGAAUUUCGAAAUGCGUCCCAGGCCGUUUCAAUGGAGGACUCUGGGUCUAUUGUCCAAUCUAUUAACGAUGCUGAGUGCAAGAUGUCUGGUAUGUUUGCUUUCCAGACGUUGGGUCUGGACUGGACUGAUGCGUGCUCGUGACUGGCAGUUAUAUGGAAGUCGAAAAUUAAAACUGCGUGAUCACUUUUACCUAGGGGUGGUAUAUGAUGGAGGUUCGCAACAUCAUCCUCAUAGUGAGUCAGUAUAAGAUCUAAUAAGGAUGAUUCAGUGUCCGGAUCGUACCUUGUCGCUUCUUUCACAUGUUGCACUAGAGCACAUGUGAUAACCCCAUCAACUAGUUCCUGCUCGAAAGAAUUCUCCGACGAUUUAGUUCGCAGAUUUUCCCAGUCUACCAUAGGUGCAUUGAAGUCCCCUAGGAUUAGACAUCGACCACUUUGGGACCAAGCAUUGAGACUGUUUAACAGGAUAUCAUUUGCCUCACAGCUUGGACUGCGAUAGACCAAACCAAUCAGCAGCUCUUGUCCCUUGCAUUUCAAGCGGCAACUAACUAAUUCACACGUCCCACUCUCAUGAGAUACACUAUCGAUAAUGGCAAAUGGGAUAGCAUUCCUAAUGAAUAGAGCUACUCCCCCUCCUUCGCGCUUUUGUGUUCUGUCGGCCCUUACUAACGUAAAACCCUCAAAAUCAAGUUCCAUACUAUCUAUAGCCUGUGUCAGCCAGGUUUCUGUUACUGCAAUUAUGUCUGGCUUUGUAGAGUCAAUCUGUACACCUAGUUCUGAUCGCUCAUUAAGUAAGCUUCGUGCAUUGGUGUAACAGAUCCGAAGCCUGUUUAAGUGCCUUCGUGCUUCACCCAGAGUGGCUUCGGCAUCAUUCUCUGUCGAAGCCUCACAACCCGAAAAUUUACAAUUGUCAGGUCCUUUUCGCCAGCGUCUAACCUAAGUUGUAGUUCUUUCUCAGCUUCCCGUCCUUUAACACGGUCUGCCAACGGUAGGUCCUUUCGGAUAAAGACUCCUGAACCCUUUAAUUUGUGUCCAUUCUGUUCAGAAAUGUUAAGGAUACAGUAGGCCAUUAGAAAGUCACCUCUAAGACGCCUGUAAUCUAAUGAGCAAAGUUUAAGCGAUUGGAGGCGCUCCUCAUUAGGCUUGAACUUGAGUCCCCGAACUGAUUUUGUGGCUCGCCGUUGGAUACGCUCCAGAGUGUCCUUAUCGUUUUGGAGUAAGGGAGGAAAUACUACGUUUCCGUACCCUAAAUGGGGACAAAUAAGACUGUCGAAGAUUAUGUAGAAAGUUCUUCCGUCAAACUGGCCAAAAAUGCGCUUCAAUGUUAUCAGUGCAAGGUUUGCUCGAAAGGCAUUUUUGUCACAGUUAGCGUAAGACUUCAAACAGUAGCAUACCAGGACUCCUAAAUCUUUUUUGACUCGAGAUACUUCUAGAGAUGAGUCAUCUAAGUUGCAGCUGUAGUCUGCAACAUGCUGAAGAUGGACUACUUUACACUUUGAAGUGUUGAGGGUAAGUCCGUUAUCAUCUGCCCAAAUUCGAAGUCGAGUCAGAUCCUUUUGAUGUGCCAGUACAUCCUCUUAGUUGCUUAUCUCUCACCAAAGUUUCACGUCAUCGGCAAAAAGUAAUAAGUCUGACGAUACCUGUUGUGGAAGAUCAUUUAUAUAAGUUAAGAAGGAAAGAGGUUCUAGUACGGAGCCCUGGGGGACCCCUCUAGUACAUUACAUAGCCUGAGAGAAUAUGAAAUUGACCGUCACCUUAAAAUGUCUAUUUUUCAGAUAUGAAGUGAGCUUGCUGGGUCGUCGAGUUUUAAUUUUUCUUUCUUUUCUUCUCUGUUCCACUCCCCAUCACGCUACUCUGCAUGCUCCACUUGUAAACAAAUUACCUGACUAGACGCAAACAGCUAAAACAGACAAGCACUUCAGACAUUUAUUUCCAUCCAUUAAAUACAAAUGUGCCCGGUUAAUGGCAUUGUCAAUGAACCAGUAAUGGUAACAGUCAAAGUAUGUGAUGAGGCUAAAGGAGGUAACCUUUCAUUUUACACUAUAAGAUCGGAACUUCGUUGUCCUAAAAUUAAACUGUAUAGUUGAAAAAGAUUUCAGAUGUGAGCUGGACGUUCUUAUGAUUGAGAUGCCGUACUUCAAAGAAUUUUUGAUUAAGGAUGGUCAGUUUAUCAGCGAAGUAGAAAUACUUGUUCACUGUGACCUAAAAAUAUUCGAGUGGCUACUACUUUAUGCUAGAAAACACAUUGAUCCUGAUGCUUAUAAAGAAUGCACUUUGUCAACUUCGAAUGUCCUUGCAUUAUUAGUUUCAUCGAACUUUCUUAAAAUGGAACAUCUGACUUCUGAAUGUUUAGAAUAUUUCUGCAAACAUGCUGGAGAUAUUAUAGCAAGUCCUUUCUCUUUAGAUUGUUUGGGCGAUAGCUUAGUUGAGCGGUAGUAGGAAUAGUAAUUAUUUAAAAUGUAUUCUAGCAUCGCCCUCCGGUUGAAAUUGGAGGAACUGGAUAAGAUCAAGGAUAAGAAAGACAAAAUAAAAAGGUAGUUCUAUUCCCAACUUGGGGCAAAACAUAUCAUUACAGCAAAAUCUUUUUCAAGAAAAUUGAACAUUUGUUUGAUCCUGAGUAUACUUCUUCAUACUGUCCUAACAAUGCAGCGUAUCUAUUUCGAUGUCAAAAAUGUGGUAAAGUACUGACGAGAAGCAUUUCAAUUAUUGUACCUUGUCUUCCAAAUCGCUUUAUAAUUAGUCGACGUGGCGAUAUGAUACCUGUUCAUGACCCUAUGGAACCAAGUGAAAAAGAAUUAAUUUCGACAGAUGAACCAUCUCAUCAAUGUAUUGAGGCUAAUGAUUAUUCGAAACAUUCAUAUACACCUACAUCAUCAAUUACAUUCUCGAAUUUACAUUGUCGAUCGGUAGUCACAUCAAAUAUUAAUGGACAAAUAACCAUGCCAAACUUUUAAUUCAAUGGUUUAUGGAAUCAGGAAAUUGGCGCGAUGUAUUUUGGAAACUAUGGGCUACAAUAAAUCUUCAAUUAUGCAAACGUUGUGGCAAACAAUUUCCUAUAGUUGAAUUAGGAGAUGGUUGUUUCUAUCAUACGAUGACUCCCGUACCUGUUCAAUCAAAUCAUAUAGUUAAUAAUACUGUUUCGAUGAAAAACGAGCUAUCAACUAGUCUUGAUAACUGUCAACUUGAUGAUGAAUAUGAUGAUAUUUCCAGCAAUAAUCGAUUUACAUCUACAUUUAAAAAACCAGAAAAUAUCGAAUUUCAUUGUAUAAAUGCUAAAUCUCAUGAAUUAUUAUCAAAAAAACAUUCACAAUCAAAUAUUACUAAUACUGGCUUAUCAAGGCAUGAUAAACCUGAUUUCAUCUAUCCAUGUUGUGGAUUGGGCUUAUCAAGAUUCAAUUUAUUCUCAACUCAAAAUGGAUGUCACAGAAGUGAACAUAUUUUGAAUGAAGAUAGUUCAGAUCCUGUAACAAAAUUAUGUAUACAACAUCGUGAAAUGAUUAUGUCAUGGGCUACUAAACGAUCAUUCAAUCAAAAUAAUGACAAUAAUUCAUCUGAUUAUGUUAUUAAUGGUGGACAUUCACACAAUCAUAAAAUUGAUUUAAGACAAAUUAUUUGUAAUAAAGAACUUGUUUACAAAGCUCCAGCAUUUACACUUUUAGCCUGUUUGGAUAAACAACCUGAUAAAUAUGAUAAACCAGAAAUGUCAAAUUUGUUUAAAGCAACAAUUAAUAAUCAACCUGUAGAACCAAUAUUUGAUAUCAAAUAUGAAGAUCGACUAGUUCAGAUUAACCAAUCAAAUGAUGUUGAAAAUAUAGUGAAUAGUUUAACACCAAUAAUUAAUUCGAAUGGAUUAUUAUCGUCAACACUAGAUGAACGUGUAUGGGACACGGGAAAAUGUAAUCGAAUUAAUCAAGAUAAUCAACGUCAAGAAGAUUUACGUCGAAUGCAAAAACUCACUGAAUUCUUAUGUGCACAACGUCAAAAAACAACCACGUGUUCAGAGAUACCAACUUCUAAAGAAUGUCAGGCUGGGAUUUACACACGUUUAGAUUUACAGUGGCGUUCACAAUCCAGCUUAACAACAUCGAAAUCAGCAGUUAACCCGAUUAUUCGAAAAUCUAAAUCUCAGAUCUCUUCACUCCCAUUUCGUUAACCGACUGUAUACAUAUAUGAAGCCAAUGAAUCAAUGUGAAGUUCGCUAUUAUUAUUAUUAUUAUUAGAACUGUUUGUUUUAAUGUGUGUAUAAUAAUAAUCGCUUGUAAAAUAAAACCAACCUAUUUGUUGAGAAAAGUAGUGUAUAUUAAAUUGUGUCAAUGAAUUGUUUAUUAACAGUAAUGUUUAUUGUACAAAGUAUUUUAUUGUGUAAUAUUGUUCUUGCAUUCCCAAACGACUUGCUUUCUAUUCCCGUUCUUUCCUUCUUGAUCUUCCCAAUCUUCCACUACCGGACACCACAUUCCUGACUCGCGUUAUAUACUACUUAUGUCAAUAUAAGUAGCACGCACCAAUAUUAGUGAAAUUAAGUGAAAACUAAAAAAAUUAUUGAAAAGAAAACAAAUAAUAAUGAUCAUUGAUAAGUGUGAUGUGUAAGCGAGGACGAUAAUGAUUGGUUGUUUGCUUAGUCAAACAUGCAGAUAGUAUGAUAGGUAUUAUAUGAGUUAUAUAUUCCCCUAUCCUUAUUAUUAUUGAUUGUUCAUUGUUUUUGGAUUGUGUCGGAUUUUGGUGUGGAAAUAUAUAUACAUUCUAGUCAGGCUAAUCACGUGUUUUUGAUCUGAGCUUUGUUGAAGUCCUCUAGAAUAGAUACGAGGAAGGAAUCUAGUGUAGAUAUUCGUUUAAGGUAAAUUAACUUCCCAUACGUGUAAAUAUGGAAAACUAACCGUUAUAACAAUAACUAAUGUGUGAGUAUACACUAUUGGAACUGAUUUUACAUAACAUCAUCUAAAAUAUUCUUUGAAAGCUUUUGAUUGUUUCACAGAUAUUAGAAAAACUGUCAAGUUUCUCAUGUCAUAACUUAGCA
Schistosoma haematobium is the source of this 5908-nucleotide messenger RNA. RefSeq lists its product as uncharacterized. The transcript is spliced from 12 exons. Lineage: Eukaryota; Metazoa; Platyhelminthes; Trematoda; Strigeidida; Schistosomatidae. The record is from RefSeq and is a predicted model, not a curated record. The coding region runs from base 3860 to 5047 and encodes 395 amino acids.